GCCCUGUCGUAUCACAUGGAAAGAAGAUGAAAUGCCGUUCGUCUCCUGUAUGAGAUGUCGGGGUAUGGCAGCGUGGCACCUCGAACGCCGUGGGGUAAAGUUAUUACCAUCAUAUAUGCACUGAUCGGCAUCCCUCUGAUGCUGGUUUACCUCUCCACAGUAGGCGACGUCUUGGCUCGCAAUUUCCGGCGUCUCUACGGCCGUGUAUGCGGUAACGGUGGCAGUACUGGAGGUUGCAACGGGCGCAACAACUCAAAGAAUUCGUCCGGACCAGGAGGCAAGAGUAAGAUUUCCGGACCUGAGAGCUAUCUGAGCACCGGCUACACCCCUUCUGGGGCCACCAAGGCCCAUAACAGCAUCACGGCAGACGGCUCUGCCAUCAAAAUGCACCAGUACCACCCGCAUGCCACCCCGGGUGCUGACCAUGGGGACAAUAUGCAGGCAAAGUUGGAUCGGAGUGGUAGUGCCGUGGUCCUGGACUGCGGAGGCGAUGGCAUCGGCGCGUCCUCAGUGUCAUCGUCCACGGCUCUGCACCCAGGAGGGAAGCGGCACCGUCACUGCGACGCUGAAUUUAUCAGAGUUCCCAUAUCGCUCUGUCUGCUCAUCAUUCUUAUGUACAUCUGCGGGGGCGCUUUUCUUUUCAACAGACUAGAAAACUGGACAUUUCUGGAGGGAUCCUACUUCUGUUUUACAAGUUUAGGGACGAUAGGCUUCGGAGACUUGAUUCCAGGCUUGUAUCAUAGUUAUCAGGUACAAUACCACUCUUCAACAUUGCAUUCGUCGGCAGAACAACUCUCGGUGUUUGCAUCGUCAGCAUACAUUCUGGUUGGCAUGGCGCUCAUAGCGAUGUGCUUCAACCUCGUCCAGGAUGAAGUGGUGAUCAUAGUGCGGAAACUAGGGCAAUAUUUCGGUGUCGCAGGUAGUAGUAUGGCGGGGCCCUCCAACUCGAGAGGAGGGGAUGCCAAUGACGAGGAUAUCAUGGUAGACGUAGUCGAGGGGGAAGGGAUAGCAAUGGCUGUGGUGUCGUCAUCCGCCACAUCAUCUUGACAUAGGCCGAGUGACGCAGUAGGGCAUGGAAUUGGUGAUCGUGACCCAGUGCCGCCUUCAGGACCCGCCAAGAUACAGCCGUCUCAGAAGAACCUGAAACCAUCGUUGGUACAGUACCCACAGCAUCAUCACAGUCUCCCUAGAAGGAAAGGGGAUGCUGGAGCAGCUGCCAGUAUUGCUCGGAGAGAAGCACAGAGGAGCCAACGCGGCUGUCGCGGUGGCGCGACUUCCGACUCCGGAGAACCUCUAGUGGAAUACUUCGUGCCGCGAAGUGUGAGUGAGUUUAACCUAGCUGGUGUGGUAAGUGACAUAAUGGUGGUUCCGCCUCCUCCGUCCUCCGUUAUCCGGCCGUCUUCAGCAGCGUCGGUGCUCAGGUCCUCUUCCAGGGAUACUGCCGCAGGUGGCGCGAGGUCUAGGGAGAAGAUGGUGACGUUUGAGGACGACCCGAUAAUACAAAGCGGCACGCAACUGGUAAACAGGAAAUCAGGAGUCGGGGUCGGCCAGGCUCUCGAGGACGUGUUCAUGUGACGAACUCCCGGAACCUCUUGAAGAAGCUGCUCACCAAUAUUUAUUCUCUAUAACCACUCAACUUUUGAGAAAACGGGUGUAACCAUUACUGAAACAGUACCUUCAUGUAUUAUUUCCGGUUGUUACCAAAGCAAUUAUUUUGGACAUAUUAGCACAAGGAAAUGCAGGAGAAAGAUGGAGUCAAGAAACCUUUUUUCUAGAAGUUAAUGGUAUAAUAUCUGAACUAAAAAUUUAACAUUUUUGCCCCUGUUCACACUAGCUUGUUAUAUCUUGCAUUUCCUGUCAUAUUAAUGAUAUGUUUAGUGUGCUUUACAACGGUUAUAAAAUGAGGCAUAACAUUUUGGCUAGGAAAACGAACGGCUAUGUGGAAUUACGGAAACCGGUACAGACUUCCUGAAACCUUUGCUUAUGUUCCAUGAAAACAGAAUGACUUACUUGUCUGUUGAACAAAAGAAAUAUUUUGGAGACUGUAGAACAGUGGAGCUGCUAUGUACUAAUAUCUUUUGUUUUUCACCAUUCAGUUGCUGUGGACAUUUGGAUAAAUUAACUAAAUUAACGACAGAAAAUAUGUUGAUAUUGUUAAUGCCAUUAACUAAUGUAGGCCUAAAUGCCUACUCGUGAUUAUGAUACACGUUUGAAAAUACUGCCAUCUGAUAUUAAAUAGAAUAUUACU
Molecule: messenger RNA, 2248 nt
Organism: Cryptotermes secundus
Lineage: Eukaryota; Metazoa; Arthropoda; Insecta; Blattodea; Kalotermitidae
Product: potassium channel subfamily K member 18-like
Exons: 2
Coding region: 55-1047 (330 amino acids)
Biological process (GO): stabilization of membrane potential; potassium ion transmembrane transport
Cellular component (GO): membrane
Molecular function (GO): potassium ion leak channel activity
Source: RefSeq, a predicted model, not a curated record